This is a messenger RNA of Heterotrigona itama, 6531 nucleotides long. NCBI's taxonomy places the organism in Eukaryota, Metazoa, Arthropoda, Insecta, Hymenoptera, Apidae. The record is from the annotation of a GenBank genome assembly.
AUGAACGGGGUUAUACCGAGUGUGCCAAUCACAACUCUCGCUGGUAUCGCGAGUCUCACUGACUUGUUACCUGAAAUGCCCCUUCCAACACCGCUGCCUCAGACUCUAACUAACAAGUCCCUUUUAUUUCAUCCAAGAGUGGCAGAGGAAGCACAAAUAUUGCUAAGUGUUCGCAAUGAAAACUUAGUGCCGCAGUUAAUAUUAUCUUUAUCUCAAACCUCAUCUGAUCACAUUGAACUGAAAGAUAAUUAUGCAAAUGCAGAACAGCCUUUGGAAACCGAGCAAAAUACUCCGGAGUUACUUAAGGCAAUUUUACAAAUAAAUCCGCAUGUGUUUAAGGGCCCUCAAUAUAAUUCACCGCGAAACUGGGCCCAAGGCACACCUAUGAUGCACACCAAUCAAACAUCCGCUAAUUAUGGGCGAUUUUCACCAUCUUACUCGAGUUCUUCAGGGUCGAGACAAACACCUCAAGGUAGUCCAGCUCACCCUGCUGCUGCUAGAACAGUGCUAGCGCCGCCUGCAGGCAUAAACCCCCUACCCAACAUGACCCCGCAACCAAAUAUGUAUUCUCCGGCACAUAUGAGCUCUCCCGGAACACCGUUAACGACUCUCGGUAAUGUAACACCUCAGCACCACAAUAUGGCUGGCAUGACGCCUCAACAUAAUAUGCAUAUGGCGUCUCCUAUGCGUGCUAAUAUACCUUUGCCACAACAUCAGCCCAUUAAUAUCCAGCAAAAUAUGUACGAUCCUUUAAUGAAUCAACAAGUACAUCAUCCAUUAGGGAAUCACCAACCAAUGGACAUAGACAGUACUGUGCAAGAAAAUCAGCAGUUUUUACUCGAUCCAGUCACAGGUCUUCCUGACAUCGAUAUACCGAUUGAAAACAUCGAGGCGAAACAACAGAGUAUGGAUAACGCAACGCAACAUCUGUUAUCCACGACGCAAACCACAUCUUAUCCAAACAUGGAUACCAACAAUAUGGUAAAUACGUUGAACACUACUACAGCGCCAAUGAUACAACAUCAACAGAAUAAUAACUCAGAAAAGGGGAUAAAAAUGUCUGGCUCUUUGCCGGAGAAGUUAAAAGAGCCGAUUGUCAUGCUGGACAGAUUAUCCCUAGCAGAUCAGGCUCUGAUGCAGAAGAGUUUAACCGCGUUCGCCGAGAAGUCGCCGAGCCGGGCCGCGAAGAUGGGCAUUUCUAAUCGCGAGGAUGCGAAGUCCGACUCCGAGAGCGAAGAGGAAAUCGGUAAGAACAAUAAAUAUUUCAAAGCGCGCGCGAAAGAGCGUCAAGUUCAAAGGGAAAAGGAGAAGGCGGAGAGGAAGAAAAGCGAGGAUAAGAUGCGUAGACGAAAAAGGGUAACAGACGACGACGACGAAGAGGACAAGAAGGAAGUUUUCUCACCGACAAAACCAAAAAUCCGGAAGAUAGAAAAGAAACUCGUUCCUGUUUUGGCUAAACUUAGCGUGGAGGAGCUAAUGGAAACUAAUACGUACCAGCGUUUCAAUACAACCAUAGAAACGAUAUUCGAGAACACAGAAGACGUAGCAACCAAUGCCGAAUUAUUAGAAGACGACGAUGAUGUGCCUCCAGAAUUAUUAAUUCCUAAAUAUCAGUUACAUGAUUUAUGCACGGAAGCGGCCAAGUUGAAAGCAUUAGGAGCGAUGGAGUCAAUCCCAGCAGACAGAUUGGUUAGACUGUUGAAUAUUUUGGAGAAAAAUAUUCGAGACGGAGCCAAAGUGUCUCCGCUGGCAGAUCCAGACGACGAUGUCGAUGAGAGUCGAUUGUGGACCCAGCUGGCCAUGGAAAGAGUUCAACGCGCCGUGGACGCGUCUUUAAUUGCUCUGCACAUAAUGACGUCUAGCAAUAUGCCAAAAAUGGUCUACCUAGAGGACGUGAUCGACAGAAUAGUCCUUUUCAUGAAGUUUCAGUUGCAGAAUACUAUUUAUCCUUCAUUCGAUCCAGUUUACAAGAUAGACACGAAAAAUAAGACUGACAAUUAUAAUUCUAGUGGUCGUAAGAAAAGAGGUCACAUGAAAGAGGUCCGCGAGAAAAGUAUUCUCCAGGUGUACAAUAAAAUGCACGAAUUGGUUGGUCUCCUUGCUGAAUUAUUAAACAUUCAGGUACUAACAGAUACUAGCGUCCUUCAUGCCUCUACACUAGGCGUUGCACCAUUUUUCGUCGAGUCCGUUAGCGAUCUUCAAUUGAGCGCAUUAAAAUUGGUCACGGUAAUAUUUACCAAGUACGAGAAGCAUAGGAGAUUGUUGUUGGACGAUAUUUUGGCAUCUAUAGCACGACUUCCUAGCAGCAAAAGGAGCUUGAGAACGUACAGGUUAAAUUCCGAAGAUCACAUACAGAUGUUGACAGCGUUAGUCCUACAGUUGAUACAAUGCGUUGUUGUUCUGUCUGACAAUAUGCUGCCGCAACAGAAGAAAUCACAGCAGGAGGACGAGGAGAAGAAGGAAGAGAAGAAGCUCAAUUACGUGGAUGCAGACGUUCUGAUCAUAAACAAAUACGAGACGGCCACCAGAAUAGCAGGGAAUUUUUUAACAGUGUUCCUGAACAAGUGUGGCAGCAAAGGUGAGGAAAUUGAUUACAGGCCACUGUUUGAGAAUUUUGUGCAGGAUCUGUUGGCCACUGUCAAUAAACCGGAAUGGCCAGCAGCUGAGCUGCUGCUGAGUUUACUUGGAAAUCUGCUGGUGGGUCAUUUUUCCAAUAAGAGCUCAGACAUGGCGCUCAGAGUGGCCUCCAUAGACUAUCUAGGCGUUGUGGCGGCCAGAUUGCGAAAAGACGCGGUAAGCUCUCAGUGUAAGCUAUCUACCAUUGAUCAAAUUAUAAAGGAUAUCAAAAUUGAGCAGCAAAAGGACUCUGAUUACGACCAGGUGAAAGAUAAAGAGAUAGUUGGUCUAAGCGAAGACGAGGAGCGGACGGUUUUUUUACAGAAAGUACUGCUAGAUUAUUUGGCUGUAAACGGAACCAAGGAUUCUGCGCUGGGCUAUGCCCGCCAUUUUUAUCUAGCGCAAUGGUACAGGGACUGUGCGUUGGAAAAAUCCAGGGUUGGCCAGACAAAGAACAGCCCUAGCAAGAAGAUACACAAGAAGAGGGUGAAAAAGAAGAACAAGCAUCACUCGAGCGAUCAGGAUUCAGAGUCAGAGUUGGACGAGCCGGAUGCCGAUGAGAACGACAAUAACGAGCAGAAAAACUCAGAGGCGUACAGAAUCAUAGAGGAGAAAAAGAAAUACAUUAUAAGUAGAAUAAGGCCGUAUAGUACUGGCACGAAACCGGAUAUUCUUCAGACCUAUAUCGAUUAUAAUUCAGCGGAGCUGAUAUCGCAGUAUCUCGCAUCGAAGAGGCCAUUUUCACAGAGUUUCGAUCGAUACCUGAAGCAGAUCCUGCACGUGCUCACCGAGUCGUCCAUUGCGAUCAGGACGAAAGCUAUGAAGUGUCUGACGAUGAUCGUCGAGGCGGAUCCGAGCGUCUUGGCGCGGGUGGACAUGCAAUUGGGCGUGAAGCAUUCGUUUUUAGAUCACGCAACGUCUGUGCGCGAGGCGGCCGUCGAUCUGGUAGGAAAAUUUGUAUUAAGUAGGCCCGAAUUAAUAGAUAAGUACUACGACAUGCUAUCAGCUAGAAUACUAGAUACUGGUGUUAGCGUUCGUAAGCGUGUGAUCAAGAUUCUGAAGGACAUCUGCAUGGAGUGUCCCGACUUCCCGAAGAUACCGGAGAUCUGCGUGAAGAUGAUCAGGCGGGUAAACGACGAGGAAGGUAUUAGAAAAUUGGUUAUGGAAGUGUUUCAGAAUAUGUGGUUCACGCCGGUCAGAGAACGUCCCACGUUGGAUUCCGAGUCCUUGUUGAGGAAGGUUAUGAAUAUCACAGACGUCGUGGCAGCUAGCAAAGAUAUGGGUCUAGAGUGGUUCGAACAGCUGCUGGUUAGCUUGUUCAAGCCCAAGGAGGAUAAAGACGAUAGUACAAAGAUGCUAACCGAGCCGCCGAAGGCACUGUUGACUGCGUGUAAGCAGAUCGUCGACUGCUUGAUCGAGAACGUCCUUCGACUGGAGGAGACGAAUCUGGAGGAGUCAGAGAAGUCGGAGAAGAAGGGAUCCUCCCAGAGAUUGGUCGCUUGCUUGACAACCCUGUAUCUUUUCGCGAAGAUACGACCGCAAUUGCUAGUCAAUCACGCGAUCACGUUACAGCCUUAUUUGAGCUUGAAGUGUCAAACGCAGGGCGACUAUCAGAUCAUCAGCAGCGUGGCUCACACGUUGGAAUUAGUCGUGCCGUUGAUGGAACAUCCGAGCGAAACUUUUUUAGCACAGCUCGAAGAGGACUCGGUUAAAUUAAUCUUGCAACAUGAUAGGUCAGUCGUGGCCAGCUGUCUCUCCUGUCUAGGCUCUAUAGUGAACAACGUAACUAGAAAUUUUAAAUUAAUACGAGACUGUUUUAAGAAAUAUUACGGACAUCUGACUGAGUACAAAUCCUUUUACGAGAAAGAUCCUACGAAUCCUAUGCUUUUGAAGUAUCGGCCAUUUGUCAGAAGGGCGUUGUUUACUGUCGGCUUGUUGCUCAGGCACUUCAACUUCACCGACCCCGAGGUGAUCGAGGGACUGGCAGAGAAUAUAAAAGACCAGGUAUUCGAAACGUUAAACUAUUUCGUGCAUCUGGAUAACGACGACAUUCGACAUUUUACUUUAUCCGCCAUUGGUUCUCUAUGCAUCCGCCAUUAUGAGUUUAUGUUGCUUCCCGAGUUAAAGGAAUUGUACCAUCAUUUGCUCACAUCGGAGAACGCGUUGGUUCACAUGAGGAUUCAAGUCCUGAACAAUAUUGAGGUUUACCUGCAAGAAGAGGACAAACGGAUGAUCAAACAGGAUAUGGAGUGGGCGAAAAUGUCCAAACAGGAGAACCUGAAAGAAAUGGGGGACGUGUCGUCAGGAAUGGCUAGCACGGUAAUCCAGUUAUACGUAAAAGAGAUCCUAGAAGCCUUUCUGCACGUAAACGUCAGCGUUAGACACGCGGCGCUGAAGGUGAUCCAGUUGAUCCUGGCCCAAGGUUUGGUCCACCCGGUCCAAAUAGUUCCCUAUUUGAUCUGCAUGAGCACAGAUUGCGAGAAGGCAGUGAGUCACAGUGCGGACAAGCAACUUCAGGAUAUCGAGAAGAAGUAUCCAGGCUUCAUCCAUAUGAAGUCCCAGCUGGGCAUUAAGCUGAGCUAUCGACUACAAAAGAUCCUGCAAAAUGACAUGACAGUAAGAGGAAUGCGAGUGAAGGACGGCGAGUUCCCUGGCGCGCUAAAUGGUUUCCUGUACACUAUCCUGAGAAACACGAAGCAACAAAGGAGAGCCAUCGUCCUGUCCUUCCUGAAGCAGUUCGACGAGUCUGCAAAAACAAGCUUAUCGCAGAUGCUCUACUUGGCUGACAACCUCGCUUACUUCACAUAUCAAGUGCAAGACGAGCCUCUGUUCAUCAUCCAUCACAUCGACAUUAUCAUCUCAAUGUCUGGUACAAAUUUAGUGCAGUCGUUCAAGGAAGCCCUGUUACCGAAAGAAGGUAGCAGCCAGUCUCAAUUGCAUCAUCAACAGCACCAUCACCACCAGCAGCAACAGCCGCAGCAACAGCAUCAUCAUCAUCAUCAUCAUCAUCAUCAUCAUCAGACUCAUUCGACUCUGGGACUGGACGGGCAACCGCGACCGGAACAGCUGUUAUCGGCACUCGAAGACGAAGAAGACGACGAAGAGGACGAGGACUCGCUGUUGGCGAGAUUACCAGGAGACACGACGUUGCUAAGGGACUACAUCACCGCCAGCCAAGGUUUCCUGCUGCUGCUGACGUUGAGGCAGCACUUGAAAGACCUGUACGGCUUCUCCGACCAAAAGAUCGGCCAAUACUCGCCGACGGAAGCGGCGAAGGUGUACGAGAAGGCGGUGAACCGUAAGAGCAACUUGCUGUUCAAACCAAAGGCUACCCUGCAGAGACUGAAGGAGGGCGUGAACAACGCCGAGCUGGACGCCGACGGCAGGAAGAAGCUGGUGAAAGAGUACUUAGACUUCAAACAAUUGAUGCUGAAGUUCGACCUGGAAGAGCCGGAGGAAGAUGGGAACGAAGGUGACACGAGCGGAGGCAAGCACUCCAUGGACAUUAAGAUGACGAACUCUGACACGGACAUGACGAAGAUGACGCACGUGGGGAUGGCGAAUCCUCAGGGCAUGGUAAACCAAUACCCUGGUAACCUGAACUCCUCGAUCGAGCACCCGAACAACUCGGUGAACUCGAUGGCCACCGGCGGCGGGCCCAUACCGGUCGCCAUGCCGGUCGACGCGCCGCCCCCGCAGGCCCCGAUGAACGUCGCCGCGUCGCAGAUGGCUGCGCCGCGUGUGCCCAAGCUGACGAUACACGCGCACCACGGAACGGAGGGCGCGAAGGAACACCGCAAGCAUCGGGCGCACAAAACCGAGAAGAUCAAGAAACACAAGAAGAAGAAGAGGAGAAGAAUCUCCGACAGCAGCGAGAGUGGCGAGGACUACAGUGAUCCUGACUUUUUAGUGUGA